GGGGUAGAUGAAGUUUCACCGAGUUCACAAGUUCGAACUCCGACUGUAGGUGGCGUCCAUUGCACUUUUCGAGUAGGAGGUCGGAAAACUACGACAUCCGAGUUGUCAUGAACGCAGCAUUAAGCUGACCAACGUGUCUGACGUCACUGAAGCUAACUGUUAGCAUCUUAGCCCCAUCCUGCUGCUCUGACUCACAGUUAGCUCACGGCUAAGCUAACAUGCUAACAGCUCGGGGCUGAGCUAACAUGCUAACAGUGUUUAGCAGAGCCGCUGUUUCUUCCCCUGCGUCACUUCCGGCGCGCACACAGUUCGUGAAUGUGAAUAAACGAAUAAAAAACGCGGUUAAACGUGAAACGGGUGAAAAGGUUCGUUACCUUUCGAAGAGUCGAUCCGAACAGGGCGCAGCCAUGACACCAGGCCCCGCCCCCGGGAACCUGACACUCCUGUCAAUCAAGCGCAACACGCCUUCAGGGACGGUGGUAAAAACGAGCUUCAACUGAGAAAACCUCUGUUUACGGUUCUUUACUGUUCAUGAUUUAUACUUUUAUAAAUAUUUAUACUCAUUCUGGUUCUGCCUCUCAGUGACUGCUGUCCCAGCCUGAACCCUGAACCCUGAUACUAUGAGCCGAACGGUGUCAGGAGCCUCUGUGUCUGCUGUGCUCCACCCUGACCUCAUUGGCUCUUGUGCUUAGGGCCUGUUCUUGUGCUGCCAUGGUCUUUGAUAAGAGAUGCAUAUAUAUGUAUAUAUUAUAUAUAUAUAUACUAGAGGGGCCAGAUGAUCAUAUAUAUGUGAGUGUUUGUAUGUGUGUGUGUGUGUGUGUGCGCUUGUCUUUCUACAGGUAUGAGGCCAAUUUUGGUUCAAUACCAUCAUUGAGAGGACAUUUUGUCUGGUCCUCCCUGGGGACAAAGGGCUGUUUGAGGGUUAAGACUUGGUGUUAUGGUUAGAAUCCGGUUCAGGGUUAUGCAUUUAGUUGUGUAGGUUAAGGUUUGGGAAUGCAUUAUGUCAUUAACCUCACAACUAUGGAGAGACCCCUGUGUGUGCAGCAGCUGCGUGUGUUCCCACUGGAGCAGCUGACCUGUUGGCGAUAAGACUAGUCACCAGUAACCAGAGUAUAAGUACCAGCAGCAGCUCACUCAGCUCACGGGUGACACGUGGAAGCCGGGAGGACGAUGCUGCUGCUGCUGCUUGUGUUGGGCGUCGGGCUGAACUCAGCCUCAGCUGCAAAGCUGGGUGUGGUGCAGACGGAGGGGGGGCAGGUGGAGGGUAAGAGUCACAGGAUGGGUCUGUUCAGGUCUGUCGAAGUCUUUAAAGGAAUCCCCUUCGCUGACGUCCCUGGAACGUGGGAGAAACCGAAACCUCAUCCUGGAUGGAGCGGAAUCCUGAAGGCCACAAAGUAUCGGGAGCGCUGCCUUCAGGUGACGCUGCUGCAGACAAAAACCCGAGGCAGCGAGGACUGUCUCUACCUGAACAUCUUUGUUCCACAGGGACGAAAAUUGGCGACCAACCUCCCAGUGAUGGUCUACCUGUUUGGCGGGGCCUUCCUGUUGGGGGCCUCUAACGACGCUGCCAUCCUUGGAGACUCUCUUUAUGACGGGAAGCAGAUGGCAGACAGAGGCGGAGUCAUCGUCGUCAGCGUGAACUACAGAGUCGGGACGCUAGGGUUCCUCAGCACCGGAGACGCCCGACUGCCAGGUAACUACGGGCUGUGGGAUCAGCACGCUGCCAUCUCCUGGGUCCGCAGGAACAUCGAGGCGUUCGGAGGACAGCCCGACAACAUCACGAUCUUUGGCCAAUCAGCCGGAGGCGCCAGUGUCAACUUCCAGAUGCUGUCCCCCUACAAUAAAGCAUUAUUUCGCAGAGCCAUUUCCCAGUGUGGUGUGGCCCUCAGCCCCUGGGCCCUGCAGACCAACCCCAUGUCCCUCACCAGGAAGAUCGCCCGUAAGGUCGGCUGUCUGAGGAGCGAUGAGGACGAGAUGCUAACAUGUCUGAAGAUGAGCGACCCGGUUGGUCUCACCAUGGCGGGAAAAAUCGACGUGUUGCUCAUUCUCGGAAAAGGUGUGGUUAUGGAUCUCCUUGAACUGGCUCCGGUGGUUGAUGGUGAUUUCAUCCCUGAUGAACCGAGCCGUCUCUUCCAUCACGCUGCUCACUUUGAUUUCAUGGCCGGAGUUAACAGCAUGGACGGACACAUUUUCGCUGGAGUCGACGUUCCUUCGAUCAACAAAAAAAACGGAAACACCACAGUGGAGCACGUGAGGGGUCUCCUCGCAGGUCUCACAAAAGAAAAGGGGAGCGCCGCCGUUGCCUCGGCCUAUGAGGUUUACUCAUCACACUGGGGAUCGUUUCCAGAGCAGGAGGUGGUGAAGAAGACGGUGGCAGACAUUGAAACCGACUUCCUGUUCCUGGUCCCCACACAGAUCGCCCUCCAGCUGCAUGCCAACAACUCCAGUGGAGCUCGUACCUUCUCCUACAUGUUCAACAUGAAGACACGUAUCCCAGGAUUCCCUCGCUGGGUGGGGGCGGAGCACGCAGAGGACUUGCAAUACCUGUUCGGUAAACCCUUCUCCACCCCACUGGUCUACUUCCCCCGACACCGGGAACUGGCCAAGUACAUGAUCGCAUACUGGACCAACUUCGCCAAGACUGGUGAUCCCAGUAGAGGCGACAGUAAAGUCCCAGCUGCAUGGCCCCCCCUCUCCAUACAACGCAGACCCUACCUGACAAUCGACCACCAGAUCAGCAAGUCCUCUGUCAGCUACGACCUGAGAUCAGACUACGUCACCUACUGGACUCAAACCUACAGCAGCCUGCCGUCCAACAAGAGAGAAGAAGAAGAGGGAAACUGACCUGACGUCAGAGUCUGAUUUGAAUCAUAAACUACUGGAAUUAUUUAUUAAUGUCUGAAUGAUAUGAAUUUAAUAAAAGUAGACAAAUAUCAAUAGUAAAUCAUCAGUGACAAAUCAAGGUGAAGAAAUGAAACACUGUUUUUCUCUGAAUAAAAGAAGCUGGACUCUG
Messenger RNA from Hippoglossus stenolepis (Pacific halibut), 3013 nucleotides. RefSeq names its product bile salt-activated lipase. Gene Ontology annotation, molecular function: signaling receptor activity; triacylglycerol lipase activity; neurexin family protein binding. The record is from RefSeq and is a predicted model, not a curated record. The coding region runs from base 1171 to 2844 and encodes 557 amino acids. Gene Ontology annotation, cellular component: synapse; cell surface; postsynaptic specialization membrane. The transcript has 12 exons. NCBI's taxonomy places the organism in Eukaryota, Metazoa, Chordata, Actinopteri, Pleuronectiformes, Pleuronectidae. Gene Ontology annotation, biological process: chemical synaptic transmission; modulation of chemical synaptic transmission; presynaptic membrane assembly.